UGUAAGUGAAUGUAUUUACUUGAUUUUGAAUAACAGGUUACUGCAUCCAUCGUUGCCAUAGUAAGUAACAUCGCUGAUGUUGACACAGAAACACUUGAAUCAGCAUCAGCCUCUGUUAGUGAUGUCGUUAAAGUAUUUGAGCAGCAGAUCAAAAGUGUACCUGUAGAGGACGGUGAAAAUUUUAGCUUUCAACAACCAAAUAUUGCCGUGCAGGUCCAAAGCGUACCUACCGAUGUCAUCUCAAAUGGUCUAGUCCUCUCGUUAGUAGGAGACAGCAAUUCUGGUCUGACGAAAUUUGACACCAACAUCCAAACUUCAAAUGAAAAUCAAGCUGAAGCUACAAAACCAGAUACCAUUGCUGUUGUCAACAUACCAUCUGCGAUUUCUUCCGCUUUACCGUUGAUAUCUGGAGGAAGUUCUAAUACUAACGGCUUUGUUCGCGUGAUUUUCAGUGUCUUUUCCACACCAGCCCUUUUCAUUUCUAAAUCAUUGAAGAACACAAGUGUAGGAACCAACCGAUCUGCUAAAACACCUGUUAUAUCACUGAGUAUCGGGGACGAGAAAAUAGAAGAUCUGACAGAACCCAUCAAUUUCACUUUUACCCCGAUAGAGACUGAUCUGACGAACCCGUCGUGUUCAUACUGGGAUAUUGGCUUUAGCGACUGGUCUCAAGAAGGGUGUCAGCUUCUUUCAUCAUCUGGCAUUAGCUCAUCAAAUGAUAACAACUGGGAUCCUCCAUCUGAUGAGAAGGAGGAGAUCGUUUGUGGAUGUAACCAUCUCACCAACUUUGCCGUCCUUAUGGAUAUUUCCAGGGAGGAUGGGUCUUCUGAGCAGGCAUACGAAGUUCUAACGUACAUAGGAUGUGGUAUUUCAGUAGUAUGCCUACUUGUCACCCUCGCAACAUAUAUAUCAAACAGAGUUCUGAGGGGAAAACAGACCAACCAGAUCUUCAUUUGCCUGUGCCUGACGUUACUCUGUCUCUACCUAUCGUUCAUUGUCAUGAUGUCACUGGACAGCGCCAAACGUCAAUACCAAGUAAAGGCAGGUCCAUGCGGGUUCAUUACGGCGCUCGUUCACUACUUCGUUCUAUCUUCGCUCACUUGGAUGGGUGUGGAGGGAUACAAUACUUAUCUCAUCAUCGUCAAGAUCUUUGAUACCUACAUUCCACGGUUCAUGGUCAAAGCUGGUGCCGUUGCUUGGGGUAUUCCUGCAAUGAUUGUCAUUGUAACUGGAGCCAUUGCCAAAGACAAAUAUGCGCACGGAGAUAUAUGUUUUCUCCAAUUGUGGGCUCAAAUCGGUGGUCUCCUUAUUCCCAUGACAAUCAUUCUCCUGUUCAACGUCGUCAUCUUUGCCCUCGUCGUCCGUCAACUAAUGAAGUCUUCUAAUCUCGCUGGUCGGGUCAAGAGAGAGGCCAAGGUGGAACGUAGAGAGAACAUCGAACGGGUUCAAAAUGCAAUCUGUAUCCUCCUUCUGAUUGGUCUUACAUGGAUCACUGGAUACUUUCUGAUGAUCCGAGAAUUCAGUCAGGUGGUUGAGCCUAUCUUCAUUAUACUGAACUCAUUUCAAGGACUCUUCAUUUUCCUGCUCUACUGUGUUCGUAAACCAAUGGUUCGUAAGCAGUGGGGACUGACCUGUCUUGAUAGCGUCAAGAGACAAGAAGAUGCUACCACAUCGAAUAUCACACAUAGCCCUGAAUCUAUGUCCCUAUCAGCAGCAACUACUUUGGGCACGAAGCCGCAAGAGAAGAACAACGAGAGAAGUGUAAUGCUUUGAGUUUUAUGACCAUUAGACCUUAUGUAAUGCUUUGCUUUUUCGUCAACCGAAGACUCUCGAGUAUUCUCCGAGAGAUUAGGGGGAAUUCUUGACUGGCCAACGGGUUUCCACCAAGUCUGGAGUCAGCGAAUUGUGGCCUUCUGCACAUGGAAACUGACGAGUGACUCCCUUUAAUGAUUAUCCUACCAGCCCUAUUUUGAAGUAUUUGAAGUUAGUCCAAAUAGUUUUUUGUGAGGAUUGCCAUAUAAUGCCAGCAUAAUCAAAAUGAGGAAUGACUAUUGAUUGAUAAAUUAGAUUGAGAAAAGAUUCAUUUAAAAUGUGUCUCAGCCUUCCCAAAAAGCUCACCAUCUUUCUUAUUUUCUUAAUUAAUUCACAUAAAUGUGAGUCCCAUGAGUAGAAGUACUUGCCUUUUAUGAGGAUUUUUCCUACGUCUGCUCAUUUCAAUUAGAUUUGUGUAUUUGUAUCUCACUUCAUAGGUUGUGCAAUUUUAAUUGUUGCGUCAUUUUUGUUAUAAAAAAUGAAAUACAAUGCACUUGGAAAAAAGAUAUAUAAAUAUAAAUCAUUCUCCCAAUAUUCUCACCAUGUACAAACGUGUGUAAAUUGCUUUAGUUACCAUUUGGACUCAAUAUAGGUCGGGCUAUCAAUAUAGCUGUACAAUUUCCUUUUAUAAUUUGCUAUUGGGAGAAAAAAAAACUUCCAUGAAUACAACCGAAUUUGUGAAUCUUACGCUCGGAUACAAAAAUGGCCAACAUUUAUAUAUUUCAUUAUGGACUUCAGAUAGCAACAAACAGAGUUGACAACA
Messenger RNA from Strongylocentrotus purpuratus (purple sea urchin), 2575 nucleotides. Its product is annotated as adhesion G-protein coupled receptor G2-like. The transcript has 8 exons. The record is from RefSeq and is a predicted model, not a curated record. Gene Ontology annotation, molecular function: G protein-coupled receptor activity. Lineage: Eukaryota; Metazoa; Echinodermata; Echinoidea; Camarodonta; Strongylocentrotidae. Gene Ontology annotation, biological process: G protein-coupled receptor signaling pathway; cell surface receptor signaling pathway. Gene Ontology annotation, cellular component: membrane. Bases 799 to 1773 code for a protein of 324 amino acids.